Phaethon lepturus (White-tailed tropicbird) is the source of this 1408-nucleotide messenger RNA. It is a transcript of the gene CNTNAP2, whose product is annotated as contactin associated protein-like 2. The record is from RefSeq and is a predicted model, not a curated record. The transcript is spliced from 8 exons. The annotation marks the transcript as partial. Lineage: Eukaryota; Metazoa; Chordata; Aves; Phaethontiformes; Phaethontidae.
AAGGAAAUCCAUAUACCUGGUGGGUUGGAAAAGCCAAUGAGAAGCAUUACUACUGGGGCGGAUCAGGACCUGGCAUUCAAAAAUGUGCCUGCGGCAUCGAACGCAACUGUACUGAUCCCAAGUACUACUGCAACUGUGAUGCUGAUUAUAAGCAAUGGAGAAAAGACACUGGGAUGUUGUCAUACAAAGAGCACCUACCAGUGAGUCAAGUGGUGGCUGGAGACGUUGACCGUCCUGGGUCUGAAGCCAAGAUAUCUGUGGGUCCUCUGCGUUGUCAAGGAGAUCGGAAUUACUGGAACGCAGCUUCUUUUGUUACUUCAUCAUCAUACCUUCACUUCUCCACCUUCCAAGGGGAAACUAGCGCAGACAUCUCUUUCUAUUUCAAAACAUCAGCCUCAGAUGGGGUGUUUCUUGAGAAUCUGGGGAACACUGACUUCAUCAAACUGGAGCUGAAAUCUGCUACGGAGGUUUCCUUUUCAUUUGAUGUUGGAAAUGGGCCUGUGGAAAUCGUUGUUAGAUCUCCCAACCAGCUCAAUGAUGACCAGUGGCAUCGGGUCAACGCGGAGAGGAAUGUCAAACAGGCCAGUCUUCAGGUAGACCAAUUACCUCUGGAGGUCCGGAAAGCACCAACAGAAGGACACACACGUCUGGAAUUGUAUAGCCAGCUCUAUGUUGGUGCUGCAGGAGGCCAACGAGGCUUCCUAGGUUGCAUUCGUUCAUUAAGGAUGAAUGGGGUGACGCUGGACCUGGAAGAGAGAGCGAAAGUCACGCCAGGGGUGAAGCCUGGCUGCUCUGGCCAUUGCACGAGCUAUGGGAUGUACUGCGCAAAUGGCGGUAAAUGUGUUGAGAAAUACAACGGUUACUCCUGUGACUGCUCCAAAACUGCCUAUGAUGGACCAUUUUGCAUUAAAGAUGUUGGAGCAUUUUUUGAAGAGGGAAUGUGGCUUCGUUACAACUUCCAUUCUCCAGGAACUAGCAUGAAGGAUUUAGUUAGCCGAACACUUUUGAGUUCUACAGAUCCUGAGACCACAGUGCCCAACCUCAACUUGAAUAAAGAAGAGCUCAGCUUCAGCUUCAGUACCACCAAGUCCCCUUGUGUCCUAUUGUACAUCAGCUCCUACACCCAGGACUUCAUGGCUGUGCUUGUCAAGCCAUCUGGGAAUCUGCAAAUUCGGUACAGCCUAGGAGGCACCAAAGACCCCUAUAACAUUGAUGUUGACCACAGAAACGUGGCAAAUGGACAGCCCCAUACUGUUAAUAUCACACGGAACGGAUGGGACAUAGUACUGCAGCUUGAUCACUAUCCUCCAACAAGUUACAGCCUGCCAACAGCGUCUGACAUUCAGUUCAAUUCCCCAAAGGCACUAUUCCUAGGAAAAGUUAUAGGUAAGAUUUCAUUUUAUACCUG